AGUGCUAACUACCAACAGGAUAUUCCUGGAUAUACAUUUAAACCUACAAUUAUCAAUUAGCUUGAAAAAAUGGCUAACAAAGUGUUUUUUGCGGCGUUGUGGCUGCUUUUUAUUUCAUCUGUGUUGACAGAGGAUGGAGACAUUAUAAUAAGCGAUGAUGACGAGGAUAUCAACCCGCUGCUCCAGGCCGCACCGGAAGUCGACGAUAAGGAGAACGAACGGAACGAACGCCAUAUAAGCUUCAACAUCCAUAAAGCCCCAGCAGUUAGUGCCAGAUACACGUAUGGCGGCUCAGCAGGAGUUGGUGGAGGAUAUGGUGCUCAAAGAGGAUAUGGUGGAGGAUUUGGUGGCGAUGGUGGUUAUGGCGGCGGGCUGAAGACGUCUCAUGCCGCUGGAGGACUGAUAGCCAAAACCUUGGGAUUUUUAGGCAUGGGUCAGGGCAACUUUUACGGAAACGGCGGUCACAUGCUGGCAGCCUUUGGAAAAUGUUCGGCGCUCCAGCUGCCUUCCAAUGUGCAGUCUGAAUGCCACAAUGGUCGCUGCAAGGUCUCCUGCCCAAGUGGCUAUAGCUUUGCCCAGGACGUUUCAGUCCUGGAGAUGUUCUGCAGCAACGAUGGAUGGAUCAUAGGGAACUCCGUGUUCACGGAGGUGCCGCCAUGCCAGGCACAAUGUACACCACGUUGCCAGAAUAAUGGUAUCUGCAUCUCCGCCGGAGUGUGCCAGUGUCCGGAGAACUACUACGGUCCGGUGUGCCAGCAAAAGGUGUCCAUAUGUGCCUCCUUUCCGAAGAGCCCAAAGAACUCCAAAGUUUCCUGCAAGAAUAAUAUGUGCCACGCCGAGUGCAUGAGAGGCUUCCAAUUCCCAGACGGCAGCGAAAUUACGAACAUUGAGUGCCGCAAUGGCCAGUGGGUGCACACCAAGACCGGGCUUUCCAAGACUCCAGAUUGUGCUCCAACUUGUGCGCCCGCCUGCCAAAACGGAGGACAGUGCAUUAGUUUUAAUGUCUGUCACUGCCCUAAGUUGUUCCGCGGAAACCAGUGUCAAUAUAAUAUCGACAGAUGCAAUGUGACUAAUACCAAUUUUAAUGGAAACUACAAGUGCGCAUAUGAAGCGGAGGAGGCACGUUGCACAUUUAGCUGCACUCAGGUACCGGGUCUAAAAAUCGAAGGACGCAUUGACAUAGAGUACAAGUGUAACUAUCUGACAGGACAAUAUCUGCCUGCCCCCCUGCCAAAGUGCAUAUUCCCUCCUGGAUACACGGUUCGCUCCACAUCCUCCAUGCAAGGCGUGACACAUCAGAAUGAAGUCUAUAAUCGCGAAAUGAGGGAUGGCAUGGCUUUCGAACUCCUGACAGAACGUCAGAAACUACUUGCUCUGCUGGCCAAAUAUCGGGAUCUGGAACGAAGAAGUGAAUGGUGGUCGUCGGAGGAAACAGUUGUCACCAUGAGCAGUUAUGCCUUGUACCAGAGCAACAAUGUGGAUGUCGUCAUCGACAAGAACCCACGACCAGCACUUUGCACCACUUGGGGUGGCAUUAACAUGAAAACCUUCGAUGGCCUGGUUUUCAAGGCUCCUCUAUCCUGCUCGCACACGCUGAUUACGGAUAAGGUAUCGGGCACAUUUGACAUUAUCCUGAAAGCUUGUCCGUAUGGCUCUGGGUACGGAUGCGCACACACCCUGAAAAUUCUGUGGCAGUCGGUUCAGUACACCUUUGAAAACCUGAAUGGCACCGUGCAGCUGACCACGCCCAUUAAGAAACUUCCUAUGCCUGUCCAGGUGAUGGGCAUGAAGGUAAUGCCAGUGGCCCAGCACGUUCAGAUCGAUCUGGAGUCCGUGGGCCUCAAGCUGGACUGGGAUCAUCGGCAGUAUGUCUCCGUGCAGGCUGGGCCCCAAAUGUGGGGAAAAGUCGGAGGACUCUGCGGAACCCUGGAUGGUGAUACCAACACGGACUUGACCUCCAGGACGGGCAAGAAUCUGGUCACCGUGAAGGCCUUCGCCGAUGCCUGGCGCGUCGAGGAUCACAGUGAAUUGUGCCAGGUGGAGAACAGUGCAGAGAUGGAGUUCGGCAUGGAUUCCUGCGAGCAAUCCAAGCUACAGAAGGCAGUUUCAGUCUGCGAGCGUCUGUUGGCCAAUGAAAAGCUGGGUGACUGCAUCAAGCCCUUCAACUAUGACGCCCUCAUCCGCACCUGCAUGGCGGACUACUGCAAUUGUGCCAAUCGGGAGCAUCCGGAAAGCUGCAAUUGUGAUGCCAUUGCCAUGUUGGCCAAGGAGUGCGCUUUCAAGGGCAUCAAACUGGAGCACGGCUGGCGAAAUCUGGAAAUUUGUCCCAUCAGUUGCGGCUUUGGACGCGUUUACCAGGCUUGUGGUCCAAAUGUGGAGCCGACCUGCGAUUCGGACUUGGCUCUGCCAGCAUUAAAAGGCGCUUGCAACGAAGGCUGCUUUUGUCCGGAGGGAACUGUGCAGUACAAGGAGGCCUGCAUCACUCGUGAACUUUGCCCUUGUUCCCUGCGCGGCAAGGAGUUCAAGCCGGAGUCGACGGUAAGAAAGAACUGCAAUACAUGCACCUGCAAGAACGGCCAGUGGCGAUGCACGGAGGAUAAAUGUGGCGCACGCUGUGGGGCCGUCGGAGAUCCGCAUUACCAGACCUUCGAUGGCAAGCGAUACGACUUCAUGGGCAAGUGCUCCUACCACCUUCUGAAGACCCAAAACACUUCCGUAGAGGCUGAGAAUGUGGCUUGCUCGGGCGCCGUUUCGGAGGCCAUGAAUUUCGCAGCUCCCGAUGAUCCGUCAUGCACCAAGGCGGUGACCAUUCGGUUUAUCCUGCGCGAUGGUACCCCGUCGGUGAUCAAGCUCGAUCAGGGACUGACCACGGUGGUGAAUGACAAGCCCAUCGCCAAGUUACCCAAGAUGCUGGGUCUGGGCGAGGUGCUCAUCCGGCGGGCGAGUUCCACCUUCCUGACUGUGGAGUUCGCAGAUGGCAUUCGCGUCUGGUGGGACGGAGUUUCGCGAGUCUAUAUCGACGCACCGCCCAGUUUGCGUGGCCAAACCCAGGGCCUUUGCGGCACCUUCAAUUCCAACACCCAAGAUGACUUCCUAACGCCCGAGGGCGAUGUGGAAACGGCCGUGGAACCCUUUGCAGAUAAAUGGCGCACAAAGGACACUUGCCAGUUUAAGGCGGAAACGCACCAAGGACCUCAUCCCUGUACGCUGAACCCGGAGAAAAAGGUGAAGGCGGAGAAGUUCUGUGAUUGGAUUCUUCAGGACAUCUUCCAGGACUGCCACUUCCUGGUGGAGCCCGAGCAGUACUAUGAGGAUUGCCUCUACGAUACAUGCGCGUGCAAGGAUGAAAUGGCCAAGUGCUUCUGCCCCAUCCUAUCCGCCUAUGGCACAGAAUGCAUGCGACAGGGUGUGAAGACUGGCUGGCGAAUGUCGGUCAAGGAAUGCGCUGCAAAGUGUCCGAUGGGCCAAGUGUUCGACGAGUGCGGUGAUGGCUGUGCAUUAUCCUGCGACGAUCUCCCCAGCAAAGGAUCCUGCAAGCGGGAGUGCGUCGAGGGAUGUCGUUGCCCCCACGGAGAAUAUGUCAACGAAGAGGGCGAGUGCGUGCCGAAGCAGAAAUGUCAUUGCAGCUUUGACGGCAUGUCCUUCCAACCGGGCUACAAGGAGGUGCGACCAGGGGAGAAGUUCCUGGAUCUGUGCACCUGCACGAAUGGCGUGUGGGACUGCCAGGACGCCGAGCCGGGCGACAAGGAUAAGUAUCCACCAUCCUCGGAAUUGCGCUCAAAGUGUGAAAAGCAGCCCUACGCCGAGUUCACCAAAUGUGCGCCCAAGGAACCGAAAACGUGCAAGAACAUGGACAAGUAUGUGGCCGACUCCUCCGACUGUCUGCCCGGCUGCGUUUGCAUGGAAGGAUACGUUUAUGAUACCUCCCGCCUGGCCUGCGUCCUGCCCGGCAACUGCUCCUGCCACCAUGCCGGAAAGAGCUACGAUGACGGCGAGAAGAUCAAAGAGGACUGCAAUCUCUGUGAGUGCAAGGCGGGCAACUGGAAAUGCUCGAAGAAUGGCUGUGAGUCAACGUGCAGCGUUUGGGGCGACUCCCACUUCACCACCUUCGAUGGCCACGACUUUGACUUCCAGGGCGCCUGUGACUAUGUCCUUGCCAAGGGCGUUUUCGACAACGGCGACGGCUUCAGCAUAACCAUCCAGAAUGUCCUGUGCGGCACCAUGGGUGUGACUUGUUCCAAGUCCCUGGAAAUCGCGCUCACUGGCCAUGCUGAAGAAUCGCUGCUUCUGAGCGCAGACUCAGCUUACAUCACUGAUCCCAACAAGUCGCCUAUUAGAAAGCUUCGUGACAGUGUCAACUCAAAAGGUCACAAUGCCUUCCACAUCUACAAGGCUGGCGUGUUUGUGGUGGUGGAGGUGAUCCCGCUGAAGCUGCAAGUGAAAUGGGACGAGGGCACUCGGGUUUACGUGAAGCUGGGCAACGAGUGGCGCCAGAAGGUGAGCGGCCUGUGCGGCAACUAUAAUGGCAACAGUCUGGACGACAUGCAGACACCAUCGAUGGGACUGGAGACCAGUCCCAUGCUCUUUGGCCACGCCUGGAAAUUGCAGCCCCACUGCUCAGCCCCAGUGGCGCCCAUCGAUGCCUGCAAAAAGCAUCCGGAGCGCGAAACCUGGGCCCAACUGAAGUGUGGAGCUCUCAAGUCUGAUCUGUUCAAGGAGUGCCAUGCGGAGGUGCCUCUGGAUCGUUUCUGGAAACGCUGCAUUUUCGACACUUGUGCCUGCGACCAGGGCGGCGAUUGCGAGUGCCUCUGCACUGCCAUGGCUGCCUAUGCGGAUGCCUGUGCCCAGAAGGGCAUCAAUAUUCGCUGGAGGUCCCAGCACUUUUGCCCCAUGCAAUGCGAUCCCCACUGCUCGGACUACAAGGCCUGCACGCCGGCCUGCGCUGUGGAGACCUGCGAUAACUUCCUCGACCAGGGAAUCGCGGAGCGCAUGUGCAACCGGGAGAACUGCCUGGAGGGAUGCCACAUAAAGCCGUGCGAGGAUGGGUUCAUCUACCUGAACGACACCUACCGCGCUUGUGUGCCCAAGGCCGAGUGCAAGCCAGUGUGCAUGGUGAUGGACGGAAAGACGUUCUACGAAGGUGACAUUACCUAUACGGAUUCGUGUGCCACUUGUCGGUGCUCCAAGCGCAAGGAGAUUUGCAGCGGUGUCAAGUGUGAUGUACCUGUAACAACUGGACACUCGGCUCCGCUCAUUGAGGGCACGACUGUGGCAACGCCUUUGGCUACCCAAAACCAGACCAAGUGCGUCAAGGGAUGGACUCGCUGGUGCGACAAGGAUCGGGAUGCGUCGGACAAGAGUGUGCGACUGAAUGACGAGGAGAAGGUGCCGCGCUACGAUAGAAUGGAAAAUGUCUACGGCACGUGCCUCAAGCAAUUUAUGAGCAAGGUGGAGUGCCGGGUGAAGGACACCCACGAGGCACCGGAGCAAAUGGACGAGAAUGUGGUUUGCAGUCUGGAAGAGGGUCUUAGGUGUAUUGGAAAGUGCCACGACUACGAACUGCGCGCCUUCUGCCAGUGCGAUGAGAAACUGGAGCCCGAAGUUGCCAAGCCCACGGAAAAGCCACAACUGGGCCUGGCCUGCGAUGCUGCUGUGGUGGAGUACAAGGAAUUCCCAGGAGAUUGCCACAAGUUCCUGCACUGCCAGCCCAAGGGAGUCGAGGGCGGUUGGAUCUACGUGGAAAAAACCUGCGGGGAGUACAUGAUGUUUAAUCCCACGGUGCUAAUUUGUGACCACAUAGCCACCGUAACGGAGAUCAAACCCAACUGUGGCCUGAUACCCAAGCCGGAGCCCGAAUUUGAGCCCAUCAAGCAAUGUCCGCCCGGCAAAAUAAUGUCCGACUGUGCAAAUCAGUGUGAGCAUACGUGCCACUAUUAUGGCACCAUUCUAAGGAAGCGGGGUCUCUGCCAGGUUGGCGAGCACUGCAAGCCCGGUUGUGUGGACGAGCUGCGACCAGAUUGCCCCAAGCUUGGCAAGUUUUGGCGGGACGAGGACACUUGCGUCCAUGCUGACGAGUGUCCUUGCAUGGACAAGGCGGAACACUAUGUGCAGCCGCACAAGCCCGUGCUUGGAGAGUACGAGGUGUGCCAGUGCAUCGACAAUGCCUUCACCUGUGUGCCCAACAAGCCAGAAGCUGUUCCCAAGGAGGGCGACGUCGAAGUGGAAGUGGUGCCUCUGAUUCCCAUUUACCCUGUUACCCUAACUCCACCGCUGCAGUGUUCUCCAGAACGCCUCAUUCCCAAGAUAGAAAACCCUGCUCAUUCACAGCCUGAUAGCAUUUUCAAUGCCAGUUCCCAGCUGGCGCCCGAACAUGGCCCGAAAAUGGCUCGCCUGACCAAGGACCAACCGCUGGGCAGCUGGUCACCCAGCAUCAACGAUCAGAUGCAGUAUCUGGAACUAAACUUUGCAAAGCCAGAGCCAUUCUAUGGCGUGGUCAUGGCUGGUAGCCCGGAAUUCGAUAACUACGUCAGCCUUUUCAAGAUCCUGUACAGUCAUGAUGGAAUCGCCUACCAUUAUCUGGUGGACGAGAUGGAGAAGACCCAAAUGUUCAAUGGCCCCUUGGACUCAAGAGCUCCAGUACAGACUCUAUUCAAGAUUCCCGUCGAAGCGAGCUCCCUUCGCAUUUAUCCCCUCAAAUGGCAUGGCUCCAUCGCCAUGCGUGUGGAGCUCCUGAUCUGCGGCGAUAAGGAAGAACCGAAGCCAGUGCCCACACUUCCAACAGUGCCACCCGUAACUGACCGGCCACCUCGAUUGGUCGAUCUGGAGUGCAUUGAUCUCAUGGGCGUGGAUGAGGGCAAGAUGCACCAGGACCAAGUUCAAUCCAGCAGCUUGUGGCAGCAACCCAGUUUGGGAAAGAAAUCACAGCUUCUGGAGUUGCUCAAGGUAUCGACGCCCCUAGCUUGGCGUCCCUUGGCAAAUAGUCAAAACGAGUUCAUUGAGUUCGACUUCCUGGAGCCACGCAACAUAUCUGGAUUUGUAACCAAGGGUGGUCCGGAUGGCUGGGUCACUGGCUACAAGGUGUUGUUCUCGAAGAAGAAACCCACCUGGAACACAGUGCUCUCCACCGACGGACAGCCACGCAUCUUCGAGGCGAACCACGAUGCGGAAACUGAGCGCAGACAUCAUUUCAAGAACCCAAUUCUCACGCAGUACAUUAAGAUUGUGCCGGCCUACUGGGAGAGGAACAUCAAUAUGCGAAUCGAACCACUCGGAUGCUUCCUACCAUAUCCUGAAGUACAACGCCAAGUGCCCAAGGAAGAGAGCAAGCCCACCAAGUGCAAUGUCUGCGAUGGUGUGUCCAGUGUGUCCAGUGUGUCCAGUUCGACUGCUGGAUGCCAGUGCCAGGAGCAACUCUUCUGGGACGGCAGCACCUGUGUGCAGCACAAUCUCUGUCCCUGCAUAGAGAACUAUGUGAGCUAUCCGAUAGGCAGCAAAUUUGAGAAUUCCGCUUGCGAGGAGUGCGUCUGCGUGCUCGGUGGCCAUAAGAACUGCAAGCCCAAGAAGUGUCCGCCAUGUGUGGACGGCAAAUUGCGUCCAGUGAUCACCAGCGACUGCUUCUGCAAGUGCGAGCCCUGUCCCAAACACCAAAGGUUGUGCCCGUCCAGCGGAGAUUGCAUACCCGAAAUACUCUGGUGUAAUGGUGUGCAGGAUUGUGCUGACGAUGAGGAUGCCAGUUGCAGUGAUUCAUUCACUGUCGAGCCCGACGUCAGCCGAGAAAAGAACGAGACUGAAGUCAUUACAUGUCCCGUUCCCGUUUGUCCUCCUCAAAUGAAAAUUCGAAUUACGGAGAAGAAGUCUAGAAAGAUGUCAAAGAUGUUUACCUUCUCGAAGCAGGUGUCAAUAGUGGACGAUGGAACGACCAUCACAAAGACCAAGUUCAUCUCGUCCAAGGAACAAGUUCUGGCUAUGCCCAACCAGGCAUUGGACUUCCAAGAGGAAGAGCAGUGCGAUGAGUUCACUUGUGUGCCCAUUCCCAGCAAGCAAGUGGACAAAAACGAGACUGUCACCUGCACGGAACCAAAGUGUCCCGAGAAGUACGACGUGGAAUUGGACAUGAGUGCGGCCAAGGUGGGAGACUGCCUGCGAUACACCUGCGUCCUGCGACCCAACAAAGAUGAUGUGUGCGAAAUCAGCGGCAAGAGCUUCACCACCUUCGAUGGAACUGUGUUCAAGUACGGACCUUGCAGCCACAUCCUGGCCAGGGAUAUCCACAACAGCAGUUGGUCAAUAUCGGUCCAUCAGCAAUGUAGCGAUGAGACCCGUAAAGUGUGUCACAAGGUCAUCACUAUACAGGACACUGAGGCUGGCAAUGAGCUGAUCCUCCUGCCCCAGCUGAAACUCAAGUUCAAUGGCUUUGAGUUCACAGUGCAGCAACUGAUAAAUUCGCCCAUCUGUAAGGCUUCAUUCGUGGUUUCCCAGCCGGGAAAGACUCUGCUGGCCGUGUCCACCAAAUAUGGUUUCUGGGUACAGCUCGAUGACAUUGGCAUCGUCAAAGUGGGCAUAUCCUCCAAGUUUAUUCGCACUGUCGAUGGCCUGUGUGGCUACUACAACGGGAACCCAAAGGACGACAAGAGAUCACCCGAUGGCCAGAUUAUACCAAACACCGAAAAGUUCGGCGACAGUUGGUAUGAUAAGCGGAUACCCAAGGACCAGUGUGGCGAUCUUAAGUGCUCCAGGGAGAUGCAGGCAAAGGCCUUGCAGCUGUGCAACAUCAUUCAUCAUCCAACCUUUGCUCGUUGCCACAAGGCGGUCAACUACAAGCAGUUCCUCAACAAUUACUGCCUCGAAGCUGCCUGUAAUUGCAUGAUGGCCAACAACGGAGAUCCAGCCGCCUGCAAGUGCAACAUCUUGGAGAGCUUUGUGAAGAAGUGCCUCAGCGUAAACCCACUUGUUCAAUUGACUACCUGGAGAGCCGUGGCCCAGUGCGAGAUCAAUUGUCCUGCGCCAUUGGUUCACACCGACUGUUACAAGAGGCGUUGUGAGCCAUCCUGCGAUAAUGUUCACGGAGACGACUGUCCAGUGCUUCCGGAUGCCUGCUUCCCGGGCUGCUAUUGUCCGGAGGGCACUGUGCGCAAGGGUCCCAGCUGCGUGCCCAUAUCCGAGUGCAAGGACUGUGUGUGCAAUUCAUUGGGCGCCUCCAAGUACAUGACCUAUGACCGGAAGAGCUUUGGCUUUAAUGGCAACUGCACAUACCUUCUGUCGCGCGAUGUCGUCCUCCCAGGUGUCCACACAUUCCAGGUGUACGUCAGCAUGGAUGACUGUAAGAAACUGGGACAAGCCACUCCAGUGGAAGGCGGCAGCUGCGCUAAAUCACUGCACAUUCUGAACGGUGACCAUGUAAUUCAUGUGCAGCGUGUUCCGCAGAAACCUAAAUCCCUGCAGGUUCUGGUCGAUGGAUUCGAGGUGAAGAAAGUGCCAUUCAAAGAUAGUUGGAUUAGCCUACGGCAAGUGGUGGGCAAGGAGCUAGUGCUCUCCCUGCUGGAGUCCCAUGUGGAAUUGACCGCUUCCUUUGAAGACCUGAUUUUCUCCUUGGGCGUGCCAAGUAUCCAAUAUGGAAGCAAGAUGGAGGGACUUUGCGGCGAUUGCAAUGGCAAUGCAGCCAACGAUCUGCAGCCCAAUCCGGCCAAAAAGAAUGCAGGAGUGGAUGUAAUCCAAAGCUGGCAGGCGGAUGAGCCCAAGCUGGGAUUGGUGGAGGAAUGUCUCAGUGAGGAUGUGCCCAAGGAGCACUGCAUUCCUCUGCCGCCAGAGAAGGACCCAUGUUUCCAGUUCUACAAUGAUAAGUUGUUCGGCAAGUGUCCUUUGGCCAUCGAUCCCAUUGCCUAUGUCUCCGCCUGUCAACAGGACAUCUGCAAGCCCGGAAACACCCAGCAAGGUAUAUGUGUUGCUCUGGCAGCAUAUGCCAAGGAGUGCAACCAGCACGGCAUCUGCACCAACUGGAGGAGACCCCAACUGUGUCCAUACGAAUGCCCCAGCGAUAUGGUCUACCAGCCAUGUGGCUGUGCCAAGAACUGCGAUACCAUCAAGGCUUUGGCCGAGUUCGAUGCAGUGAGCCUCAAAAACUCGGCCGUCGUUCAUACCGUUAAGACCGAUGAAAUGUGUUUGAGCUCGGAGCGAUUCGAGGGCUGCUUCUGUCCCGCUGGAAAGGUCAUGGAUGGUGGAAAGUGUGUGCCCGAAAUAGCCUGCACAAAGUGCGAUGAUGGACUCCACCUGCCCGACGAGAAAUGGAAGAAGGAUAAGUGCACCGACUGUCAGUGUGAUUCCAAGGGUAAGACCACGUGUGUGGAAAAGAAGUGCCAGGUGGAGGAGAAUAUCUGCGCCGAGGGCUAUCGACCUGAGACCAUAUUCAGCGUGGAUGAGUGCUGUCCUAGGUAUCGAUGUGUCCCGGAGACGAAGGACCCAUCCAAGCUGUGCCUUGCUCCUCUGGUGCCCAUUUGCGGUCCUGGACAGUUCAAAAAGGAGAAGAAGGAUGUCAAUGGCUGCUCCCAAUACAUAUGCGAGUGCAUACCCAAGGACCAGUGUGAAAUUAUCAAGCUGCGGGAGUUGCUACCGGGCGAGGUCAUUGUAAAGGUUGAAGAAGGCUGCUGCCCCACCCAGAAAAUUGAGUGUAAGCCGGACACUUGCCCCCAGGCGCCUGUUAGCUGUCAAGAACGAUUCUACGAAGUCAAGACCAUUGAGCAGCCCGGAAUGUGUUGUUCCAAGCACUCCUGUGUGCCUCCCAAGGAUCUGUGCAUUGUUCAAUAUGAGCUCGACGAAGCUACGAAGUUCACCAAGCCAGUGGGUGAGAAGUGGACGCAUGCCAAGGAGGUUUGCAAGCAGGAGACCUGCUCGUACGGUCCGGAUGGCAAUGCCCAGGUGGUCAGCACCUUGGAACAGUGUCUCACGGACUGCGCCCCGGGAUUCAGCUACCAGAACUUGGACAAAACCAAGUGCUGUGGCAAGUGCGUCCAGACGUCGUGCAUCUUUGAGCAAAAGCUAUACGAUGUCAACGCGCUGUGGAAGUCGGCGGACAAUUGCACUACCUACAGUUGCCUGAAGAAGGAUGGCCAGUUCUUGGUUACCACCUCGAAGGAAGUAUGUCCGAAUGUGGACAGUUGCCUAUCUCACCUGUUGUACCAGGAUGGCUGCUGCAAGCGAUGCAAAUCGGAGCCACUGGUGCAGGACAAAUCAACUUGUUUGCCCGUUUCUUUGGCCGAGUCGCGAACCAAGGAGAUUCUGAAGUUCCCUGUGCAAGGACAUGGAACCUGCGUGAAUGCCGAUCCCAUUCAGGGCUUCACCGACUGCGAGGGCUCCUGCUCCUCUGGCUCCAAGUACAAUACGCUCACUGACAUGCACGAGAAGUUCUGUACUUGCUGCAGCAUCCAAUCGUAUCAUCCAAUCUCCGUGAAGAUGAUUUGCGAGGAUGGCCACACGUUCACGCAGAAGCACGAGGUGCCCUCCAACUGCGGCUGCUCGCCGUGCUCAGAGUUCUCCGACACCGCAAUCGAUGUCCGCAUGCAGCAGGAUGUGCAGUCUCCGCUACUGCAGCUGCUGGGCAACCACAGGCACUAGUAACUCACUGGUUGUAUGAGCAAGUCAUUUAUGUAGGUUUAAGAAUGUCGAGCAUUAAAGUCAAUAAAAACGCAAUGUACAAUGCA
Molecule: messenger RNA, 11693 nt
Organism: Drosophila erecta
Lineage: Eukaryota; Metazoa; Arthropoda; Insecta; Diptera; Drosophilidae
Gene: Hml
Product: hemocytin
Exons: 26
Coding region: 70-11607 (3845 amino acids)
Cellular component (GO): extracellular matrix; extracellular region
Molecular function (GO): chitin binding; protein binding
Source: RefSeq, a predicted model, not a curated record